AUGCACGACCUGGAUGAAAUCUAUCGGUCGAUGACGAGUCGGGCGCUGGAGCUGGGGCUUGCGAAGGUCUUGGAACAUCUGGGGGGCCGGGCGUUGCGGGUUGCGACGGUUUGUUCGGGGACGGAGAGUCCGUUGUUGGCGUUGGAGAUGGUUGGUGGUCAACUGGAAAAGCAUUUUGGCAUGACCCUGCCGUUUCGACAUCUCUUCAGUGCUGAGAUCGUGCCGUUCAAGCAGGCGUACAUCGAGCGCAACUUUCAUCCUCGAUAUAUGUUUCGGGAUGUGAAUGAGCUGAAAGAUCGUGUGGCAAAAACAGCGUACGGGUCCCUGGAGAAGCUUCCCAAGAAUGUGGACCUCCUGGUGGCAGGCUUCUCCUGCGUUGAUUUCUCCGGUUUGAACAACAACCGGAAGCAGCUCGACGAGCAGGGAGAGUCUGGAGGAACGUUUUGGGCAAUCAUCCGCCACGCGCGGGUCUACCGGCCCCGGAUGAUAAUCUUGGAGAACGUGAAUACAGCACCGUGGGAUAUGAUUGUCCAGUACCUUGCUGAGAUUGACUACCUGGGAAUUCAUGUGGGCGUGGACACCAAGGCAUAUUACCUGCCUCAGACCCGCGAGAGAGGAUACAUGCUGUGCGUUGACAUGAAGCGGAUGCAGGAUCGAGGCCUUACCGAAGAAGCCAUCAAAGGAUGGCCUGAGCUCGUUGGCAGCUUCCGGCGUCCGGCCAGCUCCCCCAUCGGCAUGUUUACCUUGUCCGCAGACAACAAGCGGCUUGAGCAGAUUGAGAGGGACAUGGCAGCCCGUCAAGCCGCGGCGACCACGCGCUCUAAUGUGGGCUGGGCGAAGUACCAACUUCGUCAUCAUUACUAUCGCGUCGGCAAUGAUCUUGGCCACAAGCGACCCGUGACUAGGUUUCAGGAUAACGGCGCUCGACAAAUGCUCGACUUUUGCUGGAAGAUAUUCUGCGGGGCUAUCCCGGAAAGGGUGAUUGACACCAUCGACUGCAAUUUUCUUCGGAAACUGCAGAGUGAAGGUUACGACAUGAACUAUAAAGAGCGAUGUCUGGAGCUUUCUCAGGGAAUCGACCGGGAUACCGACAAUCGUUCUUAUGGCAUCAUCGGGUGUAUCACUCCCAGCGGCAUUCCUUAUCUCACCACAAGAGGCGGCCCCCUGUGCGGCAUCGAGGCUCUCGCCCUGCAAGGCUUGCCUGUUGACAAACUCAUCUUAACACGGGAGUCGCAGCGUGACCUACAGGAUCUGGCAGGGAACGCAAUGAGUUCGACUGUCGUUUGCGCCGCCAUACUUGCUGGCCUGAUUAUCGGCCACACGGUCUUCGAAAAGGGUGAACGGCCUCCUUCGCCCAAGUGCAGCACCUCCAAAGCCAAGAGGCUCACCUUUAAGGGAACUGUUUUGUUGGCUCGCGGCAAACACGUUGUGCCUCGCUCGAAUGACUUCUUUAUUAUCGGUACAAUUUUGGAAAGGGCUGCCCGCAGCGCCAGAUUAUGUGUUUGUGAGAAGCAGUCGGCCGUCCGUCAGGAUAUCCUCAAGUGCAAAUUGUGCGAGCACACAGCUUGCGCUGGAUGCGCCGGCAACCCGAGUCAUUCAUACACCUCCCUGAAAGUGAUCAGAAAUCUACCUUCGGACUUCGUGACGGAUCUUAGAAAGAUCAUCCCCAGUAGACUGAUGGUGUCCGGUAUCACCGCGGAGAGCUACAGCGACCUCAGAAAUGACAGCUCGGUUAUCUGUCCUUCUGUCAUCUGGGACGAUUACCUGGCCGCUGUGAUGCGAACGGUAGGUGAUGAACUCCGCUUCUCGGAAAUCACACGGGGAACAGCCUGGGUGGUCUCCUAUGUGAGUAGCCAUUCCGUCCUCAACCUUGUCAUCGAUCCGGCAGGUGGACUUGAAUGGCGCUUUUUUGCAAAGGCAUUGGAGACCGAGCCCGCGCGUUCAGUGAACCGGGAAAUCCUUGCGAAGCCAAUUGCGCGGAUGAGGGUCGCGUCACCAUCCCUGUUUGGAGGUACCUGGCAGGUUUGUGCUCCGCUAAGCUCAAGCUUAGAUCUCAUCUUUAAGCCGGCGGGCGUGAAAGUGCCGACUUACGAGGCAGUCUGCGGCCUGCAGGGAGAAGGUAUCCCAUCGUCGAAAGUUUGGUCCCAGGUCGUCGUCCAAGGCUCCGAUGAGGACAUGAACAGACUCGAAAUCGAUGUUCGAGGAACAUACAAUCUUUUGCCCGAGUGCGGCACGGCGAAUGCAUCCCUGCACAAAAGGGAAGCCAGCGAGAACAAGCCAGCAGUAUAUCUGUUUCUGGAUCCGACAAAGCUGGGCGAGCCGAAGUACGACUCAUUUGUCUUCGCCCUGGAGCAUGCGCGAGAUCCUAGCUAUGCACCGCGGUUAACCCUUGCCGAAGUGGCUCACACUUGGCGUCCAAGUAGACAGCCUGAAGCUCACCAGGAGUCUGUCCGUACCUAUUAUCGCAAAUGGAUCGAUGUCGAAACAAUUUUCUUGCAGCCCUACUCCUCCGAUACUCCUAUCACCUUCACUGGCCCGGAGCCGGGGCACAUCAUCUCGAUCGAUCACACUGAAUGCAGCAGGCAGAAUAUCACCUUGCUAUCAUUUUCAGCACCAUCUGCCACCAUUGGCUCGUUUGGGACCGUGGGACCGUGGGAAGCCAUGAGCCCUUUGGACUCACAAGCUGAAUUGAGGGAUUUCGCCUGGUUGCUGCUCAGAGUCACCACCUCUACCGGCUAUGAACAUUGGAACCGGGUCAUAGAAAAGCAGGCAUGGAAUAGCGAUGAGAAGUUUUCCGGAUGCACUGUCUGCACUCCCCAAAAGCCAGCGAUGGUCUGGAGCUGCAGUACACGCGGCGUCAUCAAAGCCUGCGAGGAUCCGCGGGACGCCGCCCUAUAUGAGAGGCAGCUCAAGUCGAAGCCAGUCCCUUUCUUGGUGUUCCGCCGGGUAGACGAGGCCAAUUCUGUAAACAUGCGAGUCACUCUCAAUGUCCAAACUCUUCUACAUCAGGCAUACAACAAACUUCUUGGUUCAAGCACUAUUGGGAGUGCUUCCUUUCAUUGGCGCUUGGUCCCUAACGCGCACGACACGAGGAAUUUGGCAUUCUCGAAGUUCGAGCUAGGUAACAACGACGCGGACCCCGAAUCCAUUCAGCCCCCUAAUUUCAGGAUUACGCUGCGGCCAGAACAGCUUCGGUCUUUAUAUUGGAUGGUCAAGCAGGAAGGUGACGACAUUGAGCCUUUCGUCGAAGAAGAGGUGGAGGAGGCUCUACUUGCUGAACUGAUGUGGCGGGCGGAGGCGAAAGUGAGCGCUCCCAAAACAAUUCGUGGCGGUCUUGUGGCAGAUGACGUUGGUUACGGGAAAACAGCCAUCAUUCUUGGAUUGAUCGAUGCGCAAUCCAGACGGGACAGUGUUCCCCGGCCUGCGCCGACAAAGGGCUUUAUACCAAGCAAGGCGACCCUCAUUUUAACUCCUCGCACGAUUUUCACACAAUGGAUGCUCGAGAUCACCAAGUUCCUUGGGACGAAAUACAAGGUCCUUGGGUUCAACAAGAGCUCUGACCUCGACAAGGUAACCAUUCGCGAGGUUCAAGAGACGGACAUUGUUUUGAUGGCUUGGGAAGUUUUGGGUGAUCGAAAAUAUUACCGAAAAAUGCAAAUGUUCACCGGUAUGCCACGAGUGCCGCAGCCAGAAGGUCGCAAUUUCGUGGACUGGUUUUCGGAGGCCCAUCAGUCUCUCACCGAACAGGUUGACACCCUCAUGGACCAGGGUCCCUCUGCAUUCCUCGACUCCUUGGAGGCCAGACGCCGGAGGUUGAGAAAUACCACGGCGAAUUUUACCUACACCCCAUCAAAGCGACUGAGAGGAAGGCAUUAUGCGGAAGCUAAUGCAGAUCAAUCUCGCGAUGCAGGCAUUGACGUCGAGUACGCAGUCAUAUCUAGCGCCGACGAGGAGUCAGACACUGAUGACGGAAGAGAUCCCGAAACCCUCCGGUCCAAGAUAUCCCAGCUCGUUCAACUGCAGCCACUGAGAACAUUUGCUCCCCCUAAGAGGAAGAAGAAAGGAGAGACGGAGGAGCAGGAUGUGGAAGGGGAUGCGGCGAACGAGGAGGCAAACGAAGACACUGCCCAGGCCGAAUCAGAUCGCGACGACACCGAAUACGAGGACAUCGAUGCUCCCUCGGACCAGAACGUUGCCACCUCGAGCCGUGAAGAUGCCAACCCAAACCGUAAAGGUGUUGGCAGAAAGCGUAAGACCGUCAAGGCCGGCGGCAAGGGCCAGAAAGGCGAUGCUGGAGCAACAAGUCGUAAGCCAACACAAAGGUUGUUCUGGAGUGACAGAGAAGGGUUCGGCAUAGACAGGAGGACAAAGGAUCAAGACUGGGACACGAUGAAAAAUCUGACGAUCCACGCUUUCUCGUUUGAACGUCUAGUCAUUGACGAGUUCACAUAUGUGAGAGUUGAGCCCAACCCCAUCGCAGCUCUACAAGCUCGCGCCAGAUGGGUACUGUCCGGGACGCCGCCCUUGAAUAACUUCGCCGAUGUGAAUACGAUAGCGCCGCUCUUGGGGGUCCACCUCGGCAUCGACGAUGAUGACAUGAAGUCACAUAACAAGCUUUGGAAAUUGAAAAAGAAAAUUCAAUCAGACGCAGAGGUCUUCCAAGCUUACCGAGCCCCUCGAAGCGAGGCAUGGCACCGGAAUCGACAUGAGCACGCCCAGACGUUCCUCGACCGCUUUGCCCGCAAGAAUGUUCCGAGCAUCGGCGAAAUCCCAAUCACGGAGCACUUCAUUCUCGUUACCCUAUUACCAGCUGAGACAGCGAUCUAUUAUGAGCUUCAUAGGCAACUCCUAGGGCUGGAAGAACAGGUUAUUCGCGGCAGCCGGAGUAAACUCGGAAGCGAACGGACAAAGCGAAUUGAUGAGAUCAUUAACAGUAGCAGCUCGGCCGACGAGGCACUUCUCAAGCGCUGUACAACUCUUGCUCUCAGCAACCAGUGGAAAAACGGAAAGCCGGAAGCUACCACCUGCAAGUCUCUCAUUGAGACGCGCCAGGACCAAAUCGCCGCUGCCGUGGAGAUUUUCGCUAUGGAAGUCAAGUUAGCCAUUUGGCUGUUGGGAAAGGUUGACGAGAACGAACCUCAUUUCGAAAAGUUCACCGGGAGUGUGAGAAAACAUGAUUUCGGUGAUGAUACGGUGACAGCGAAGGCUGAAGCUGUUAUCCGGCAAGCAUUUCUUGAUCAGACGGAAGAAGAUUGGAAACUCUUCUUUGCAGACCCUGAGCAAGUGGCCAAACCGACCGGCAAGGCAGCGGCAGGGAAGACAAAUGAGAGAGCCGGUGGAGGUGCGCAAAAGGAUAAGAAAAAGGAGGAUAAACUGCCUGCGCUGCCGGACAGGCCAGAAAAGAAAGAAGAGAUCCGCGCUGUACUGAGGAGAACCGUGGCAAACAUGCGCAGCUAUCUUGCUGAGUGGGUAAUGCGAGCAAGGGCCCUCAGGUUCCUCGAAGCCAUGCAUCGUGUGCAAGCGAACCUGGAGUUGAAUUGCGACGACUGCCAGAAGAGGGUCCGCGGUCCAAGUGAAGUCACCAUUCUUGGUUCAUGUGGCCAUUCUAUCUGUUCCGGCUGUGCUUUGAAAUUCAACGCGAGCGAAGAAUGUGUGCUCCCAACCUGUCAGGGCGCAGCGAAAAAGGAUAAUUUCAUAGACGCAUCAGAGCUUGGCGGCAACUAUGGGGAUAUCAGCGCACGAUACGGAGGGACCAAGAUCGACAAACUGAUCGAGAUCAUCGAGAGCAUACCCCAAGGCGAGAAAGCGUUGCUAUUUAUCCAGUUUGAAGAGAUCAUGAAAGUGGCCUCGAAGGCCCUCACCCUCGCCAAGAUCAAGCACACUGCGAUCUUCGCAGACGACAAAGCGUCGACCAAGAAGCUGGAGAGGUAUCUGACAGAGGGGUUCGGAGAGAGUCGGGUGUUGAUGUUGAUGUUGGGGAACGAAAUGGCGGCGGGCCUGAACCUCCAAGAAGCGAAUCACAUCGUAUUCCUCUCACCCAUGCUUGCAGAGACUCAGUACAACUACGAGUCGACAAUGAUUCAGGCAACGGGACGGGCCCGGCGGUACGGACAGACGAAACACGUCCAUGUGUAUCACAUUCUGGCCAGACGGACCGUGGACGUGUCCAUCUUUCAGUACCGCCGGGCCUCCGUCCUGGGGAAGGGGUGA
Aspergillus melleus is the source of this 6210-nucleotide messenger RNA. Its product is annotated as putative SNF2 family helicase. Gene Ontology annotation, molecular function: ATP-dependent chromatin remodeler activity; ATP binding; methyltransferase activity. The coding region runs from base 1 to 6210 and encodes 2069 amino acids. The record is from RefSeq and is a predicted model, not a curated record. The transcript has 5 exons. Lineage: Eukaryota; Fungi; Ascomycota; Eurotiomycetes; Eurotiales; Aspergillaceae.